UGUCGUCGACGUUAUUCUCCCUCCUCACUCUCUCUCUCUCUCUCUCAUAUCUCUAUAUAUCACCCACGUCGCGUAAAGGAUUCAGCUGCAGACUCUGUAGUCCCCAAAAAAGCCAGACCACCCAAAACCAUGAAGUCCAUAUCCACCAGCCUCUCAGCAGACUCAAACACGACCUCCACUUUCCUCAAAGUCGCCUCUCUCUCUUUCCUCUCCCUCUCUCUCCUCUUCCUCGCCAAGCUCUUCUCCGACUCCUACCAACCCCACAUCCUCUCCUUCUCCACCACCACCACCGCCAUCGCUAAUCCCAACACUUCUUCCCCUCCUCCUCCUCCGCCGCCGCCUCUGGCAGUGGAGAGAACGGGGAUUGUCGACGACAACGGCCUCAUGACCGACGAUUUCGUGGUCGGGGAGUUCGAUCCGAGUGCAAUUGAGAGCGUCGCGAACGCGAGAGAGGGGAGACAGAGUGAUGAGGAUGAUUUUAGGAACAAGGCUAGGGUUAGACUUGAGAAGUUUCGGGUGUGUGAUGAGAGUAUGAGAGAGUACAUUCCUUGUUUGGAUAAUGUGGAUGCGAUUUCCAGGUUGAAUUCGACGGAGAGAGGGGAGGGGUUCGAGCGGCAUUGUCCUCAGAAAGAGAAGGGCUUGAAUUGUUUGGUGCCAAGGCCCAAGGGGUACAAGCUCAAGAUACCUUGGCCUCAAAGCAGAGACGAGGUAAAGCAAUUGAAUGUGUGGUUCGAUAAUGUACCCCAUACACGCCUGGUUGAAGAUAAAGGAGGCCAAAAUUGGAUAUCAAGAAAAAAUGAUAAAUUUAUAUUUCCAGGAGGUGGAACACAGUUUAUCCAUGGGGCGGAUCAGUACUUGGAUCAGAUUUCCAAGAUGGUCCCUGACAUUGCAUUUGGCCAACACACCCGAGUUGUCUUGGAUGUUGGUUGUGGAGUAGCAAGUUUUGGUGCUUUCUUAUUUGAUCGUAAUGUGACUACUCUGUCAAUAGCACCGAAAGAUGUUCAUGAGAAUCAGAUUCAAUUUGCUUUAGAGCGUGGUGUGCCUGCCAUGGUGGCUGUAUUUGCUACACACCGUUUAUUGUAUCCUAGCCAGGCAUUUGACUUAAUACAUUGUUCAAGAUGCAGAAUUAACUGGACUCAUGAUGAUGGAAUUUUGCUUCUCGAGGUCAACAGGAUGCUAAGGGCAGGAGGACACUUUGUUUGGGCAGCACAACCAGUUUAUAAGCACGAAGAUAUCCUACAAAAACAAUGGGAAGAAAUGGUGGACCUUACUGAACGCAUUUGCUGGGAACUUGUAAAGAAGGAGGGGUAUAUUGCUAUAUGGCGGAAACCUCUGAACAACAGCUGCUAUUUUAAUCGUCAGCCUGAAGUACAACCUCCUAUAUGUCAUACUAAUGAUGAUCCAGAUAAUGUUUGGUAUGUUGGUCUGAAGGCAUGCAUCACUCAGUUACCUGAGAAUGGUUCUGGAGCUAAUGUUACCACAUGGCCUGCACGCCUUCAUAAUCCAUCAGACAGGCUUUUUACUAUAAAAAUGGACGCCUACAUGUCCAGAAAGGAAAUAUUCAUAUCACAGUCAAAAUAUUGGAGUGAUAUUGUAAAUGGUUAUGUUAGUGCCUUCCAUUGGAAGGAAUUAAACCUACGAAAUGUGAUGGACAUGAGGGCUGGAUAUGGAGGGUUUGCUGCAGCAUUACAUGAUCAUGGGGUUGAUUGCUGGGUUAUGAAUGUUGUUCCUGUUAGCAGUUACAAUACAUUGCCUGUUAUUUUUGACCGUGGACUCAUAGGAGUUGUGCAUGAUUGGUGUGAACCAUUCGAUACUUACCCAAGAACAUACGACCUACUGAAUGCAGCAGGUCUCUUCUCUGCAGAGAGUAAAAGAUCUAGAUGUAAUAUAUCAACAAUCAUGCUUGAGAUGGAUCGGAUAUUAAGACCAGGUGGGCGUGUUUAUAUUCUCGACACUGUCACUGUUAUUGAAGAACUUAAAGAUAUAGCAAAUGCCAUGGGAUGGCCAACCUUACUGUUCGAUACCAUUGAGGGACCCCAUGCAAGCUCGAAGCUUUUGAUCAGUGACAAGCGUCUUUAAACAUAGUUAUGGUUGCUCACUUUUUUCCUUGUAUACGCUAAAAGCUUCUUUUUCUCUUAAAAAGAAAAAUCUUCAAAUCUUUUUCGCCUAUAUGUUGAAAGCAUGGAUUCCUCCCUAAUCCUUAAAUGGCAGUACUAGAAAGUAGAGAUGGUGCCGAGACUGACUUAUUGUAAUAUAUUUCUGUAAAUUAUCAGUCAGUCAUGGAUAGCAUCCUAACAGAGGCAUCUGAAGUCCGAAGAUAAUAAUUUCAUAUCCAUGUUUUAGGAGCACAAUAUUGAAUUAUUAUUUUUUCCCCUUAAUUUUCUA
Molecule: messenger RNA, 2385 nt
Organism: Camellia sinensis
Lineage: Eukaryota; Viridiplantae; Streptophyta; Magnoliopsida; Ericales; Theaceae
Source: RefSeq, a predicted model, not a curated record